Molecule: messenger RNA, 1971 nt
Organism: Pyrgilauda ruficollis (rufous-necked snowfinch)
Lineage: Eukaryota; Metazoa; Chordata; Aves; Passeriformes; Passeridae
Product: tyrosine-protein kinase Srms-like
Exons: 8
Coding region: 113-1588 (491 amino acids)
Biological process (GO): innate immune response; cell surface receptor protein tyrosine kinase signaling pathway; cell differentiation
Cellular component (GO): extrinsic component of cytoplasmic side of plasma membrane
Molecular function (GO): signaling receptor binding; non-membrane spanning protein tyrosine kinase activity; ATP binding
Source: RefSeq, a predicted model, not a curated record
GCGGGCCGGCAGGAUGAGCUCCCCGGCCGGCGGCAGGAGCCCCGCAUCCCCCCUUUGCCCGGCCUCCCGGAGCGCGGUGGCAUAGCCCACCGCAUCCAGAGCAUCGCCGGGCAUGGAGCAGUUCGUCAGGAAGCGCCUGACCUUCCUGACAUCCUUCUGGAACAAGCUCCGUCCCCGCUCCGUGACGGAGAGCUGCUCGCUGGGGUAUCUUGGCUCUGAUUCCGUUUCGCUGAACUCGGAGGCGACUUCCAUUUCCUUCAUCCCCAAGUCCUCUCUCUGUAUCGCUUUGUACGCUUUCACAGCCCGCAGCGCCGAGGAGCUGAGCGUAAGCGCUGGGGACAAACUGCGUGUCCUCAGAGAGGAGGGCGAGUAUGUCCUGGCCCGGCGGCUGCUGGGGGAGCCGGCCAUGGGCUACGUCCCUGCUGCCUACGUGGCCAACCUCAGCCAGGGCACCUCCGCUCACCGCCCCUGGUACUUCAGCAAGAUCAGCCGAAACGAAGCGGAGCAGCUCCUCCUCUCGCCUCCCAACCAGCACGGCUCCUUCCUCGUCCGGGACAGCGAGAGCAGCAAGGGCGAAUACUCUCUCUCAGUGCGCAACCACACCAAGGUCAGCCACUUCCGAAUCUGCAAGAGCCCCAGGGGCAGCCUCUACAUCCAGAAGGGACACCCCUUUCCCAACAUGGAGGAGCUCCUCGCCUUCUACACGGAGCACUGGAAGGUCAUCCAGAGCCCCCUGCUGCAGCCCUGCAGCCCUGCGACUCCCCCCGAGAGGGACGGCUGGGAGCGCCCGCGCUGGGAGUUCACCCUGCGGAGGAAGCUGGGAGAGGGCUACUUCGGAGAGGUGUGGGAAGGGCUGUGGAGGAACACGGUGCCAGUGGCCAUCAAGAUCAUUAAAGCUGACAUGAAAGCAGAAGACUUCACCAAGGAGAUUCAGAACCUGAAGCGCCUGAGGCAUGAGAAGCUGAUCCAGCUGCACGCCGUGUGCUCCCUGGAGGAGCCCGUGUACAUCAUCACCGAGCUCAUGCGCAAAGGCAACCUCCACAGCUACCUCAACAGUCCUGAAGGGAAGUCCCUGGGCACCUCCCACCUGCUCAACAUUGCCUGCCAAGUGGCAGACGGGAUGAGGUACCUGGAGGAGAAGCACAUUGUCCACCGGGAUCUGGCAGCCAGAAACAUCCUGGUUGGAGAGGAACUCACCUGCAAAAUCGCUGAUUUUGGGCUUGCCCGGCUCCUCAAGGAUGACAUCUAUUCCACCAGCAGCAGCACUAAAAUCCCAGUGAAGUGGACAGCCCCAGAGGCAGCCAAUUACCGCACCUACUCCCUCAAAUCCGACGUCUGGUCCUAUGGGAUUCUGCUCUACGAGGUCUUCACGUAUGGACAGAUCCCAUAUGAAGGAAUGACAAACCAAGAAACCGUACGGCAAAUCACCAGGGGCUACCGCCUCCCCCGGCCCAGCCCCUGCCCUCCCGAGAUCUACAGCAUCAUGCUGGAGUGCUGGAGUGGCAACACAGAGGAGCGUCCCACCUUCCUGGCCCUGAGGGAGAAGCUGGGCUUCAUCUACAGGCGGCUGCUCAGCUCCCUCUCCUGAGGGACCCCUUCCCACCAUCCUUCCUGCACAAGCCCCUCCAGGCCAGCUCUUGCCUACAAGUUCCUUCCUUCUGGUUUGCCCUCUGACAGGGCUACAAGGAAAGCACAUCCCCCCAGAAAACAGCCUGUGGUCCCUCUCAGCCAGGGUGCAGGGAGGUGGCCAAGGGAGAAAGCAACAAGUUGUGCAGAACUCGUUCCCAGCACUUGGCUGUGUAACAGUUUGGAGAAGCCCCAUGGAGGCAUCACUCAAAGUUUACAUCUUCCUUCACUCAGUAGGGUGGGAGGCCCCUGCUGCUCCCCACACAAACGUGAAGGUUUGCAGUUCAUGUUCAGUUGUGGCUCUGCUUGAUUUAUCUUGUAGUGUGUGUUCGGUGUAUUUAUCAA